Marasmius oreades (fairy-ring Marasmius) is the source of this 2724-nucleotide messenger RNA. RefSeq lists its product as uncharacterized. NCBI's taxonomy places the organism in Eukaryota, Fungi, Basidiomycota, Agaricomycetes, Agaricales, Marasmiaceae. The coding region runs from base 1 to 2724 and encodes 907 amino acids. The transcript is spliced from 3 exons. The record is from RefSeq and is a predicted model, not a curated record.
AUGCCAAUUGAUUAUCAAGUCAUCUUCAACGAAGUCACUUCAGAGGAAGCCGAAUUUUUUCUGGCAGACGGAAGGGUUUUCAGUCACGCACUCCCAACAUCCAUUCCAACUCCUCCAAUACCCAACACAACGGACAAACUACUUCCCGAGCUCGUUGACAGCAUUUUCAAUGCAAGACGAAUGACUUGGUUUGACCCUGACCGCCCUUACCUCCCGCUUAUCCCUCGUUUUGACAUCAUACUUCUGCGGUCUCAUCCCGCAUUUUAUUGCCUUUCACACAAGAAUGGAGUCUUUCCGGUCAUCCAGAUUGCUGGUGGGCAAUGGAAAUUAGACCCGUCAACGGCUGAGAAGUGGGAUACGCUCGAAAAAUGGCUCAAAGUUAUGGCGAAACAGUUGGCGAGGAUAGGGGAUCCAGGCACGCCUCUAAUUUCUUCCUCCUUCAGCAUGUGGCCCUAUCCUGCGCGAUACGGGUAUCUCAGCUUCGUUGGGGCAAAGGCAGAUGUUCAACGCAUGGCCGCUCUUGCACGAGACGCUUUUUUCCUGCUCAUUGCGACAUGCACCUUUUUCAUCCUGUGCUGUCGAGACCGGGCGGCCAAAGAUCCCUACUUUGAUUGGACAAGUCAGCUGCAUGCUGAAAACUCCCAACAGUCGAGAGUCGUUAAAAUCCACGCGUCCUGGAUCCAUGACCUCCUUGCAUCGUUUGCUGGGGAUCCAACGGUAGAGAGGAUUGGAUCAAUCUUCGAACCCAAGGACCAUAGGACUCUUCCCUUCCUUCGACUAUUUCGCGAGGUGAAAAUGCCGAUGCUUCUCCACUGGGGAAACCUCUGUUCAGGUCAGCAUCCAUUAAGUGUCCAACAACCACCUUUACCCAGCGGUUCUCUUAUCGACACGUUGAAGGAUUUUGCACCCUCAGCUAGUGCGAUCAAUCGUCUAAUACUAAAACAACAGGAAGUCAGAAAAACCAAUCACACGCAGAUCUUUUCUCCCCGAACAGUGGAGUUCGAGCAGAUCGAGUCCAUUCCGCUCCCAAAAAACUCCAAACAAAAACCAGGGGAGAACGUGCACGACUUCUUGAAGCGGCGCGAAGCUGAGCAGGAACGGCGAGCUCUCAACGAGAGCGCAGACCACCGGCGGGUUCGCCUUCAACGGGAGGUGGAUGCGAAGAAAACGCCGCCAGGUAAAAGAGCGGUAGUAUGCCAUUGGGAGAAAUACCAAUACAACUUUCGUGUCCGUACUCCACUUACACGGCGUGAAGUUGACGACGCCUGGGACCGGUAUGGUAAAGCACAGAAGAUAUAUAAUUCUUGGGAUCACUGUUGGGAUAUUUGCACCGAAUUUGGAGAAGACGAUCCCGAACCCUUUGAUGAGGACGAUAUGGAUGUUGAUAUCGAUAGAAAUCUUGGUGAAACAUUCCUUCCGGUGCUCGAAGACGGCGGGGACCUUCAGCUCGGUGGUCAGGCUCGGGACCUGGAGGAAGGAGAAAUUGAGGAGGGGGAAUUGAGAGAGGACGGUCCAACGACGUCUCCAAAUCCUCUGGCAGAUCAAGUAUCAUGGAAGCUGCUUAUGUCAAAUGAAGACAUUGAAGGUAUUGAUGUCGAUUUUGAUUACACCAUGGAGGACAUGGCGUACGCACGAUAUGGAUUUGUGGACCUCCCCUUCGACCUAGGAGACAAGGGCACCCCUUGGAACAUCACCUCCGAAGCACUGGGGAAUGGUCGCUGGCUGAAUAAUCCUCUCAAUGCACGGUUCAACGAGCGAGACCCAGAAUCGGAUACCAAGUUACGAUUACAAAGCCUUUUCCAUAAACUGGAAUCCUGCAACAUAAAUGGGCCUAUUCCCCGUAUUCCUGUCCUUGACACCAUUUUAAUCGAUUCUCCGCUUCGUACUCGGUCGUUUUGGAGGUUCUCCCUUGCUCAUCGCAAAAUCGGCGAGGAGGACUUCUUUCAGCUCGGCGGGAAGGAUGAAUUCCAUCUCUUACUCUCAGAUCCAAUAGCUGUUCUCCACAUUCAGAGGAUGAACUGGGGUCCUACACUGGUAGACGUUGCAUGUAAACUUGUACAACAUGGGAUUCGCUUCCAUACGCUACUCUGUGGACCACAGGGACCCCAAAGGAGCCACGCUCGAAAAUCUGAACGCAGUGGGGAACCGCGGCUUGGGUACCGACCGCAGACCUAUGCCCCUGAUGUGAACGACUUUCUGGCCUACGAGUCAUCAAGGAAUGAAUUCCUCAGAAGUCCACGAGGAAGGAUCGCUCUUCUUGAAGGUGGUAUCGUAGCAAGAAUUGCACGAGAGGUGGUGGAUGAGGAAACGGUUGUGUAUGGCCCCGACAAAUUCACGGUCUACACCACCGGAGAAUGCUUCUUUGAGGAAGAUGGGGUCGGAUAUUGGGGCGACGUGCUGACCGAGGAAGAGAUUGAUCUCAUAUGUGGUGUUUACUUUUGCGCAACCAAAAACCAAAAGGAUUGGGGCGAUCCUAAGUAUCUCUCCUCUCAUCGUUCUUGGUUUCCCCGUCCCGGCUCCUUCAAUCACGGGAGCCUCAAUAUCGGAGUCUGGUCGAAAGAUUGUGAGAAAUGGUAUCAACAUCGUUUGAAGGAAUGCCGUUCUGGAACGAAAGUGAUGAGCGGUUCAAGUUGGAGAAGUGCCAUGCAAUUUAACCAUAAAGUUCCCAAGAUCAUUAAGAUUAGUCGAAAGAUUGCUUAUGAUUUUUUGCAAGCUCGGUGCUGA